Molecule: messenger RNA, 7280 nt
Organism: Bemisia tabaci
Lineage: Eukaryota; Metazoa; Arthropoda; Insecta; Hemiptera; Aleyrodidae
Source: RefSeq, a predicted model, not a curated record
UUCUCGCUGCGUAUCGUGUCCGUGCCGCGUCGGAUUAAACUUCGUUUUCCCUCACGUGUUUUGACAAUUAUGUCAUCGCGUUUUCGCCCCGAAUAAACUUGUUCGUUUUUGAUUUUCGGUUUGUGUGAACUUGUGAAAAAUUAGUUUCAUGUUUUUGAUUUACAAAUGCUUGGAUAUACUUCCUACAGGGGUAGCGGCGUGGGUGGAUAUGGAGGAGAGUACAACCACCCCCCGACGUCGGCACUGAACAACGCGAUGGUGGCUGCUGCCGCGACCGCCACCGCUACCGCCACUGCUAGCGUUGUCGCACUCCAGGAGCGGCAAGACAUGAACAACCAGUUCGUCCAGAUGCAAGGAGGGCAACAGUACGGGUCAAGUUACGGAAACCAAAGAGGUCACGGGCCGAUGAGCGGUCCAAAUUCCAUGGGUCCCAUGAACGGGAUGAACGGAAUGAACGGCAUGAACGGCAUGAACGGGAUGAACGGGAUGAAUGGGAUGAACGGGAUGAACGGAAUGAACGGGAUGGGAAUGAUGGGGCAAAACUCUAGUCCUCUUCACAGCGGUAUGAUGAACUCUGGAAUGGGUGCUGGCCCAGGCAUGAACAAAAUGGGCAUGCAGAGUUCGGGACCUCCAUACCCUAGAAGAAUGGCCCCUUAUCCCAAUCCUGCAGCACAUAUGAAUCAAAAAAGACAGCAAGUAAAUUCAUAUCCAACUCCAGGCCCCAACCCUAACAUGCAGAGUGGAUUCCCCACGAAUGGUGGUCCUCAGUAUGGUGGUGGUUAUGCUGGAGGUCGACCAGGCUUUCAGGGACAGUAUGGCCCUCAACAGGGGUCGUUUGGGGGCUCAACUGUCGGUGGUGUAAGAGGGAGUGGUGGUGCUAUGAGGCAAAAUGCUCCAUCCUAUCCCCCAACUGGUAAUCAGUCGGGGAACCAAUAUUUUUCCUCCAAUGGUGCAAGUCACUUUUCUCCUCACCACCAAACACCAAACCCCUCUCAGUUCCAACAAAGCUACCAACACAAUCCCAUUCCCGGUAACCCCACACCUCCCCUUACACCAGCUAGUAUGCCUCCUUAUAUCAGUCCAACGCAGGAUGUUAAACCUAACUUCAAUGAACUAAAUAAGACUCCCAUUAUUCCAAUGUGUAAAGAUGAUGAAUUAAGAUUAACGUUCCCAGUGCGCGAUGGAAUCAUCUUACCUCCCUUUAGAUUGGAACACAAUUUAGCUGUUUCAAACCAUGUCUUCCAGCUCAAACCAACCGUACACCAAACACUUAUGUGGAGGUCGGACUUAGAAUUACAGUUAAAGUGCUUCCAUCACGAGGAUAGGCAAAUGAAUACGAAUUGGCCAGCUAGUGUUCAAGUGUCAGUAAAUGCAACUCCUCUUAUGAUAGAUAGAGGAGAAAAUAAAACGUCGCACAAACCUCUUUAUCUUAAGGAAGUUUGUCAAGCAGGCCGAAACACUAUCCAAAUAACUGUUUCUGCUUGUUGUUGUUCUCAUUUAUUUGUUCUUCAAUUGGUGCAUCGGCCUAGUGUAAGAAGUGUCCUACAAGGCCUUUUAAGAAAACGCUUAUUAACUGCGGACCACUGUAUUGCCAAAAUAAAAAGGAAUUUUUCAAGUUCAGCAUCAUCAACGUUGGGUCCGGACAGAGAUGGAGUUGAACAAACUGCUUUGAAGGUGUCUUUGAAGUGUCCUAUUACAUUUAAACGAAUAACUUUACCCGCCCGUGGCCAUGACUGUAAGCACAUACAGUGCUUCGAUCUAGAAUCUUACCUUCAACUAAAUUGUGAGCGAGGUUCUUGGCGUUGUCCUGUUUGCAAUAAACCUGCCCAGUUAGAAGGAUUAGAGGUAGAUCAGUACAUGUGGGCAAUCCUCAAUACUCCUAGUCCUUCAGAAGUGGAAGAAGUUACUAUAGAUUCAUCAGCCAAUUGGAAACCGGCGAGAAAUACACAUAUUAAGGAAGAAUGUAUUUCCAUUUUACAGGAAGAAGAGACUGACUCAUGUGGUGCCAAACGAGGGAACAAAGCAAUGUCUCCUGGAAGUAUGACCUUACCAACAAUGCAUUCUUGGGAUAUGGGACAGUCACUUUCACCCUAUAUUCCUCCAGAUAUGAACAGUAUUGCUAGUGGAUCAAUGAUGAACUCUGGACCUCCUCCCUAUUCAAGUGGGCCCACCGGCAGAAGUAGUUACGAUUAUAAUUCCAGUACGACCAAUAAUGAUUUUUCAUCUGGUCCUCUCAACCAUUUAAGUGAUUCAGUCAAUUCUCUCGAACCUUUGAAUGCCAUGGAAAAAUCUCUGAAUGAUCAGAUGCCUCACACACCGCACACUCCUCACACGCCUCACACACCUCACACUCCUGGUGGAACGCCAGGAAGUGCACAUACGCCUGGACCCCCGAGCGUACCACCAACAACAACAACAGCAGCAACUACAUGUACAAAUGGCGAACAAAACUCGAUAGACACAGGACCUGUAGAUAUUCCAUCAGAUCUGAACUUUGAUCCAGCCGCUGUUAUUGAUGGUGAAGGACAAGGCCAAGAGACAUUAAAUCUGUUACCUGACAGUGUAGUAGAUCCAAUGGAACUACUUUCCUACUUAGACCCUCCUGAUCUCGCAACACCUCCAAGCAGUGGUGCAAGCAGUAAUGGUAACUUGGGAACUCCUAACGCAGUUGCUACGAGUGAUGACAUUCUAGCAUUAUUCGAGUGUUAAACCAGCAGAGGCUGGACUUUUCAGUCAAUUCUCUUACAAGGUUCCUUGGGACCAACGCUGUGUUUGACAAGAGCCAAGUUCCUUGUUCAAGCCGGUCAGUGUGAAAGGUUUUUUGCCGAUAGGUUGUGAUGAAAUUUUAUUUAUUAGAUUCCAUUGAGACUAGGAGAUGCAUUUACCCUUUUGGGAGGCAGCUUAGUUGUGCUGUAAGGUCACUUCAAAUUACUGAGUGGCAGAAAACAUGUAUUGAUAGCAGGCAAAGUUCCAAUAACUAGAAUAGAGUACUAAUCACUGUGAUUAAUGAUUUUUUAACUCUAUCAAAAUGUUACUUGACUUAUUGAAACAUUUAAUAGAAUUGUUUUCCUUCGUCAAAACUUUUUAUUGUUCUUGCAUCCAUACUUUGGAUCUUAUGAAAAAGUGAUCUCAAAUUAAUCGAGCUGAUUGAAAUAUUUUGUACUGGAUUAAAAUAGAAGAAAGAAUUACAAUGCAGGUAAUGUUCUAGGCCUAAACAAAAGAAGAAUACAAAAAAAGAAACUACUAAAUAAUACUGCCUAUCAAAUUCUCUUGAAUCUCUAGCAUUGGCAACUUCAAUGAAUCAAUCAAGGAUAAAUUAACAUUAUUUAAACUUGCUUUGAUAAAUAGUACCAAAAAUUAAGAGCAGAAUGGCUGUUUGAAGAGAUGGUAAAGUCGUCCAACAGUUUUCAAAAAAAAAUUAAAAUUUCUUUUAAGUGGUAAAUCAUUGAGUGAAAUAAAAAUUUCAGCACUCCAGCCACAACAUACUGUCCAAAGUACUUAGAUUAAUUUUAAAUACUCUGUUACUCAGUAUCAACGAACCCUAGAGCAAUCGUGAAAACUCUACACUGUUUUCGUUGUCCAUUUCCUUUUAUGAAGGCCUCGGUAUGGUGCUUUGCCUGUUAAGUACACUGAAUAAAACUGUAAACUUGUGUUUCUACUUAGGUCUAUAAUUUUUUGAAUUGAUUGUACAGGACGCCACCAUGUCAGAGACUUAAAUCACCUGUUCCAUUUUUUCCUAUGAGAAUUUAUGAAUAGCAUGUUUUGUGUUUCUAUACUUUUUUUUGUAAAUACCCCUCCUUUUCUUUCUUCUUGCGAACUGUUUCUUUGAAAAUUUGUGAAUAUCCUUUUGAGUCAUAGUAAUUCUAAAUUAAAUUCAGUGAGAUAUCAGAGACAAAAUGCAUUGUUAAAUUCUUGUACAUUAUUGCUGUAAAGUUCAAAAUUUUUAUAAUGGUUAUUCACAAAUCAUGUACAAAUUCUAAAACACAGAUCUAGUAAUCAAGCUUGUGAGUUUCUGAAAACUAUGUUUUUGUGUAAAUUGUUUUAGAAAAUAUCGUAACUGUACAUACUGAAUGCACAGAAAAAAAAAAGAAGAAAAAUGGGCCCCUAGACGAGGCACGAAUUAAAGUACCACGGGACAUGUUUUCUUUUCAAAAUCUUGCUUAGAAAACGACUCACACAAUGGAAAGUCUGGAAAUCAACUCCUGAACAAGAUAAAAAGUUUAUAGUAUCAACAAUCAACAUUAAUUAUGCGGCAAAUAGACUAGUGAAAUCAUUUUUAGAGUCUAACUUCAGUUUGAUCUGUGUUCAAAAUACUUGUUGAUAUCUUAUUCAGGUGCUGAUGUCCGUAUUCUCUGUUGUGUCAAUCGUUUUCUACGUAAGAUUUCGGAGAGAAAACAUGUCACCUUUUUUUUUAUUUUAGGCCUCGUCUGGUGUCCCAUUGAAAAUAGGAAAAAGUAAUAUAAAAUCAAUUUAACUUUACUUUAUUAAAAUAAAAUUACUUUUUAUCGAUUCUAGUUGUACUUGCUUGUGUAGUCCUGUAAUCUUAGUUUUGGGCAUUCUGUUUUGUAUAAAGCAGUAUUAUUCGUAAAUCAAAAGUUUCAGAAUGAUUAUUCAUAAUAAUUAUAAAUCAAGUACAUAACUAUUGCAGUAAGUUGUAUGUAUGAUUAAUAUUUUUGUUGAAUUGUGAUAUUUUCAUGUUUUAAAAUUAGCGGAAGUUUCCUAACUUUAAACUUAAUAGAAAUGUUUUAUUUAUGUUUUAUAAUUAUUAUUUGAUUUUUUCUCUCUCUUUUUUUUUCUUUUUUUUCAUCUUUGAGGGGGGCAAGUACUUUCCCAACAUCAUAUUUUGAACACUCAAAUUCCUAUGAACACAUGUACUUAUACACUCACUUCCAUACCAAAAGCAAACUUUCUUAGUCAUCAACCGUCAAUUGUAAGUUCUGAUUCUUAAAAGAACCUCAUGCAAAAUAAACCACUUUUAAGAUGAUUUGAAAUAAUUAAAUAUUUUAAGUUGGAUCUGUGGCGGGAGUGAGCUAAUAUCAAGAUAGCAAUCAAAUGCUAAGAUACUGGUUUUGUUUUAAAAUGGUGCCAAAAAUCGGAUCGUUGCGCUUGCAGGCACAUUCCAGCUAUAUUUAACCGAAAAAUCCAUCCUGUAAACCCUAAAAGAAUGCUGUAAGUAUUAAAAGAAAAAAUGAACCGAUGGAUUUGACCAAUCGAUGUGCAAAAUUUUGCAUUUGUUCACUUGCAGUUUUAUUUUAUUUUCAGGGUUUACAAAUAAAUGAGCUUGGUUCUUUGGAACGAAACAGCUGAAAUGUGCCUCUUGGCUCAAUUGCUGUUUUUUGCCAAAAUUUGAAGUGGUACGAGUGAUUAAGCAAAAUUUGUUUGAUACCUUGAUUUAGUUCACUUCCAAUGUUGAUUAACCUUAACAUUUGAUAAGAAGUUACCAACACUGUCAAAAUUUCCAACAUCUUUGAAAUUUGAUCAUGGCAGAAUGAUAAAUCUUCACAAUGAAUAGUGUCAUAUUCAUACACCUCCAUUUUCCUGAUAAAUUUUAGUAAAGGAAUGCUGGUGUCAAAAUUUAGAUGAAGCUUUUACUACCACUAAUUUGGAUCUUUUGAGUUGAUCAAAUUUAAAAUUUUAACACCUUCUCAAGAAUGUCUCAAUGUCUAAGGUUGAAAAGAAUGAAAUUUUAAAAAUUCUGAUGACCAGUAAACCCUCAUGAGAUGGAAGAGAUCAAUGUAUAACCGAAGCAAUAUACCCACUAUCUGAUUUAUUUUCUGAAUUUUUACAUGACGAUCAUCUUUGUAAGAAACUGAUCAGAAGACUGAUCAAUUUGAGGACUUUUGACAUGGAAUCUUGAAACAACCUUCUUCCCUUGGACCUAAUUUUCAAGACUUUCCAAGCAAUGAAUCUUCAUUUAGUUCAAACCAAAAGUGACCGAUUUUGAAUGUGGUUCUUUAGAAAUAAUGGUGAGGAGAAUAUGGACGUUCAUGGACAAUCUGCAUCACUUCAUAGGCGAAUCAUUUAAGUUAUUCCAGUUUCCUCUGUGCAACAAUAAUAAUAUCAACUGAAGUCUGCCAGUAUCAAGAGGAUCUAUGCGUCUUUCAAUGACCAACAAAGUGAGAGGCACAACAAACUGAAUUGUGUCCACAAGCUUUUGUCCUUUGAUACUGGUGUAUUUAGAUUGGGACUGAAUAUUCGUUAAUCAGAGGGAAAUCGCAUCACUUAAUAUAGAAUUUUUACCUUGAACGUCCAUCAUUAAUCCACCAGGCGUGUGUUGUUAUUGUAGAUUGUGAGGAUCUUAUAUUUUGAAACAAAAUUCCGAAAAACUUGAUUGGCGGUUUCCAUUCUAAAUCACCCUGAUAUUCUUGUUCCGAGUUUUCAAAAAAUUGUUUCUUUCAUGUUUGUUUCCCUUUAUUAGAGGAAAUAGAACCAUACCUAAGAGAUUACCAAUUUCGCCCAAUACUAUGCAACUGUUCCUAAUUUUAAUGACAAAUUGACAUUUGUAUCCUUACUUCACUCCACGAUCAUGGAAAAAAAUAACAUUAUUGGCUAUUGAAGCCUUUAAAGUAAAUAGACUUUAGUUAGCUGCAGUGAGAAGAAUGAUCAUCGGCCAAGAACUCAAAGUAUCGUAAUUUUGUCAAAAUAAUCAGCCAGAACAAUCUACAGUAAUGCCCUGAUUGUCCCAUAGAUCAUCUAACCGAACUUUGGAUGCUUCAGUCAUCCAACAUGGUCAAAAUUGAGUUCAUGGUCAUCAACUAGAUAGCCACCACAACGAAAAAUAUCACUUCGGCAAGAGUUGAAUAAAUACGUGGUUUUGUGUUUUUUUCCAAUUCAGGGACUGUGCACUUCAAGCACGAUGGGAAAUUGGCAAACUUUUGGGAACAAACAAGGCCUGAAAUGGCAUUUUUUCAGCCUUUGACAGGUGGUGACUUUUCCGAUAUCAGACGCCAAAAAUCGUUUGAUAAUCAGGACAUUACUGUAUUUUGUACGAAAUGACUUUAAAACAUCACCUCUUAUUGUAAAUACCAGUUUUCCAGUUCCCCAUUGAGGCCCACUUCAUGAACCAAUCAAUUUUUGAGGGCAUUCGAGAUUCGACAAAAUUUUUCCUUUCACCAGUUCGACUCCAAAUCUUAUGAAGCAAAGGUGAAAAUACACAAGUAUGAAGUUCAGUCAGCUUUCUGAGACUAUCCACCCUUUUAUAUUGUAUGCCAUGAUAUUAGAUGACCAUGGUACAGAGAAUUUUGAAAAAUCAAAGUGACAUUCCAUGUAUCUUGCCAAAA